This is a messenger RNA of Gadus chalcogrammus (walleye pollock), 4399 nucleotides long. It is a transcript of the gene cep57l1, whose product is annotated as centrosomal protein 57, like 1. Gene Ontology annotation, molecular function: microtubule binding; identical protein binding; gamma-tubulin binding. NCBI's taxonomy places the organism in Eukaryota, Metazoa, Chordata, Actinopteri, Gadiformes, Gadidae. The transcript is spliced from 12 exons. The record is from RefSeq and is a predicted model, not a curated record. Gene Ontology annotation, cellular component: centrosome. Bases 547 to 2001 code for a protein of 484 amino acids.
CAAAAGUUGGCGUGCCUCCGUCAAAUGUCGCAAGAAAGCUGGGAGAUUUCCCCACUUGCAACUGGGAAGGCUGGUGUCCGAGGCAGCAGGAUCACAGCAUAAGGUCCGAACCUCCGAAAUUCUCGGAAACUCCGAGCGUUUUGAAGGCGGCAUAAGUGUUUCUGACUAGUUCCGGCGGAUCUUUUCAAGUCUCGUGCAUGCAUUUAUGGACCUAUUAAAGAAGGCCAUGGAACUAUUAAAGAAGAGGCAAAAGCAGGCGAUCUGAAAUGCAGCCAAUCCACCUGACCUGCUUCAAGUGCAAGAGGCCUUGAAUUUAUCAACCCUGCCUUCCAGGGAGGAUUGGGUCGAAGUGCGCAUGCGGAACCACAGAUGGCGAAAGAGGAGGGAAGUUUAAACAGUCCGCACAGCGUAGACUGCUUCCUGCACACAAUUGUUCAAACUGCUCCUCAGAGUCAACAAUCAUCCUCUCGUAGUGAAAACGAAACGUAGUGAUAAGACCAUAGAUCAUUAUAAUUGCGUAAACCUACCAAGGCGAGGCUGUACACAAUGGACACUUCCUAUGAUCGGAGUUCAGAUUCGCCCUCAAAGAACAGUUAUAUCGGGAGUUAUUAUCAGCCUCCUGAUAGGAUACUGCCCAGACCUGAACCCCCUUUGAGCAUGAACACACCGGGCCUCUCUCCUGGGCUCUCUCGGACUACUGACGCUGUUAGUAGUAAAGCUGUCAUUGACGCACUGAAAACGCUUCAGGAGAAGAUCAGGCGGCUUGAGUUGGAGAGGAAGAGAGCUGAGAAGAACAUCCAGCCUUCCUCCCUGGCGGCGUGUAGCGUCGAGCCCAACGCCACCUCCUCGAAGGGCCCUACUCGGAUACCACACACCGCGGCCCCCAAAAACAUCAACAAGACCGAGCUAGUCUCACAACUGCAGGCUGCAGAAGCCCGCUGUAGGGGCCUUGAGAAGCAGCUGGACUACAUGAGAUGGAUGAUGGAGAAAGCCCAGCAGGACAAGAACACCCUGGCAGAGAAACAGGCUUCCCUUCAAAGGCAGACGGUGACAGACUGUACAAGCCUCCAGAACCAGCAAGAGAAGCUGGAGAAGCUAGAGAAGGAAUGCAUCAAACUCAGCCAAACCCAAUCUCAAGCAUCGAGGAAGAUGUUCUUUCUGGAGCAAAGGCUAGUAGCAGAGGAGCAUGAGCGCAGGCUGGUGCAGGAGAAGGCAGACGAGCUACAGCGGGAGAUGGACAUCAACCUCCGACUGUCCUCCCCACCAAGCCAAGAGCUCAAACCAAAGAAGAAGUCUGGGAGAGCCAGCGCCUCGAAGCCGUCCAGUGAGCCGAUGUCGCAGAGCCUCCCGACGGCCAGACGUCUGCCCUUUGUGGCAGGAACUUCCACCAGCCCGAGCCACUCGGUGAGCGGGAACAUGCAGAGUCUGCUGCACAUGCUGAAGCACCAUCAGCCCCAGCUGUGCAACCACAUGCGCUCCCUGCACCAGGCGCGUGGCGGGGCCCGCAGGAGCCUGCGCCGGGCCUUGACCGGGGCCUCGCCGACGCCCGAAACCUCCGGGCCGGGGCGAGCGGCGCAGGACCUUGACUCUCUGUCGGACCUGCUGCUGGCCCUGCAGGAUGAGCUGGGACAGAUGAGCUUUGAGCACCAGGAGCUGGUGCGUCAGAUUGAGAAGGUCCCGGGCCGAGAGACUUCGGAGGAGCUGGAGCCAGAGCUGGAGAGCCUGCUUAAGAAGAUGGAGGACAAAGGAGUCCAGAUCACCAAGCUCCGCCAGCACCAGCAGACUGUCCGCCUGCUGACCCAGAACAAGGGGCGAGCUGCCGGGGGAGGUUCUAGGGGCUCCAAGGCGAGCGGGGCCAGCAGUCCCCCACAGCCGUCGCCCGUCAGGGAGAGGCGCCCGGGGAGGAGGGGCGGGGCUUCCCAGAGCGGCCUGCACAUCCUCAAGGAGACCCAGAGGUUCAGAAACAGCCUGAAGACUGAUGAUAUAUCGUGGGAGACAUAGGUGUGUGUGUGUGUGUGUGUGCGUGCGUGCAAGGUUUCCUUGCUUUUUGUAUAGUUUACAGAAUUAUUUUUGCUUUGUCUAGAAUUAUAUAAAUUAAAUCCUGCACACAAAGGUUUAAUGACAGGCAGUUAUUAAUAAUGUGUUGAGUGUUUGUGUCGUUACCUCUUUGUCACCUCAUGGUGUAUAGAAAUAAAUUCAAAUUCUGCUAUUUUAACAUUUAAUGAAUUGUUUGUAUGACGUCAGCUAUUGGUUUCUGCCAAUAUCAUCUUCCUUUUUUCCCCUACGUUAAAUUAAAAAAAAUCAGCAAUGAUAACAAUAUCAUUGGGGCCUUAAAAGUCAAAUGCAUUUCAAAACCUAAACUCAACUACGGUAAGUCUCUGGGGAAAACUCUAGAGGGCAGUGCUGGGCAUAAUUACUGAAAAUAUUUAACUUCGAUAAGCCCGUCAUCAGUAAUUGUAUUUUAGAUUAAGUUUGGGAGAAAGAAGUGUUACAAAACCAUUCAAAUUAAAUUUGAUUAAAUGUCGUUGCAUUAUCUAUUUCCCGUUUUAGCGGUAGUUUUGAGCCACAAGCCUAGUGGUGGUUUAUGCUGUGGAAGGGGAUAGGGUCGGGGUCGCUUCCUUUUACUUGCGUUUUAUUUUUACUUUGUAACCCAUGAGGGACUCGUGAUUAAAGAGGAAGUGGCCCCAUCCUAUCCACUUCGUCAGCAAGACCCACGACGUUAACACUUUAAAUCAUGGCAAGAUAUGCAACAAGCUCCAUUGAAUGGUUUUGUAAACUGUUAUUUUCUCACCAGCUUAAUCUGAAAUACAACUACCGAUUCAUCCUCAUCAUCCUCCUCGUCAAUCCGUUUAUCCGGGGUCGGAUCGCUGGGCAGCAGCUCAAGCAGGGGGGCCCAGACUUCUCUUUCCCGGGCCACAUUGAUCAGCUCCGACGGGGGGAUCCCGAGGCGUUCCCAGGCCAGUGUUGACAUAAUCUCCCCACCUAGUCCUGGGUCUUCCCCGAGGUCUCCUCCCCAAUGGUCAUGCCUGGAACACUUCCCUAGGGAGGUGUUCAGAGAUCCUGCAUUGUGAACCCCAGAGGGCAUCCUUAGCCGAUGACAACUACUGAUUUGUUAUCUUAAUUGUUGGAUGGCCUGUGCACAUGGUUAGCGCGGCAGAAUACUGGUGUCUUGUGGUGAGGGAUUUAGUCACAUUGGAUGACGAGCCAUGAUUCCAGUGUUUGCUCUCAUACCUUCUCUUUGGUCAACAUCUUACACCUCUUUGCUGGCUUAAACCAAAAUUAUAUGGCAUCCAGUCCACACAUUUGCAAUGCACCACAUUAUACCUGGAGAUCACUGUUAUAAGAUUUUGGCUUGGUUUGUUUAAUUGUUAUCUUCCAUUCUGUCUGUUCUUGUAUAUUUUUUUGCUCACUUGUUGUGUGUGUGUGUGUGUGUGAGAGAGGGAAUCCAGGUUUUUUUUCUUCAUGUGCCUCUAUUAGAUUACCAAACAUGGCUGGACAGAGAAAUUUAGUUAGCUCUGCCAAGCCCCAUCCAUCCCCUUACACACAUAGUAUUGAGAGCACGAGGUUAUUCUGACCUUUCCAGCUCACUUUAUAUGAAGUCAUUCUGUUUUACCCUCUCCAUGGCCAUUACUCCCACGAUGGUUACAUCCCCUACUUUUUGCUUUGUUUUGACCGUUGAAGGUCACCUGAAAUCCUAUGAAAGUAAUGACACAUUCAAAGUAUGUAAUAGACGCACAACCAAAGCGGUGUCUAUUUAAUUCUCUUUAAGAAAAAGUAUUGGGAAGAGACUGACUGCAUUUUUUAUGUUUAUUGAUAACAAUAAAGCUGUAAAACUAAAGUCACUACUGCACUAGACCGAGGCCAACCAUUACAGCUCAAACAUACAACAAUCACCCCAGCCGUUUGAUUGUCAAAACUGUAUUGUAGAAACUGUUUGUGGUGUUGAGAUAGCCCCCGCCUCUUUCCUGACACUGUCCCGGAAACGUCGCCAGCCUUGAACCUUGGACCUCAGCAAAGAAAAAUGAAUAAAAUAAAGGACAACAUGGUCAACAACCCAGAACAUUGUUCCUGUGACGAUAUGUUAAGCAGACGUUUUCUUUCCAUUAUCAGCUUCUGCUAUGUGAGCAGGACUUUCUGUGACACUGGGGAUUGACAGUGUAUCCUGUUUCAGGCACAACAGCAGUCUGUUGGUCCCUGGGUUUGUCAUGUGAACAUGGGGGAUAGCGUGAGGAAGUAUAGCCUGGUUACUCUGCUGAUUACCUUGUUGGAGGAACACCCAUGCAACAGGUGCAUGGGUGUAUGCGCACUAUUAAGAUUGACCUUUGGACCCUUCAUAGAAAAUACUGUUUGGUCCUGAUGUAUGUUGAAGAGUUAGUUGCAUUUUUCCAUGCAAUAAUAA